AUGCAUCAUCUGAUCCGAUUCAGUGGCAACAAGAAUCCAUAACCCUCGCUUGGGACUCUUGUUUGUAGUAAUGACCGUGUGGAUAGUUCUACAAUCCAAAGAUUAACUUCUGAUUUGGAGCAAGAAGCGAAGGGUUCAGCUCUACAAUCCAAGUGCAGAGUGCUUGAGAGUUGCCUUUACCUUUUCUCGGGACUUACGUUGUGAACUCCAUUAGCAGUACAGGUUUUAAGUCAUGGCUUCUUCUGUGGAAGUGCUGAAUGUCGGGACGAGAGAAAGCCAACUUGCUAUGGUGCAGACGAAGCAUAUUGUUGAGCACCUGCGCAAAUCUCAUUCGAAUGUCGAAUUCAACAUUAUAGGCAUUUCCACGAAGGGUGACAAAGUCCUGGACAAACCUCUAGCCAAGAUUGGUGACAAGGGACUCUUUACAAAGGAAUUGGAGGUAGCACUGGCGGAUGGUCGUGUUGACUUGGUUGUACACUCGCUGAAAGACCUUCCAUCGUCUAUGCCAGAGGGGAUGCUGAUUGGAUGCAUAUUCAAGAGAGAGGACCGGAGAGAUGCCUUAGUUAUGUCGCAGCAGAAUGUGGACGCGGGCAUCAAAUCUUUACAGGAUCUGCCGGAAGGUUCCAUUGUGGGUACAAGCUCGUUGCGGCGUAUUGCUCAGCUCUCGUUGAUGGCGCACGGUCGGUUUCGCUGCGACGACGUUCGCGGAAACCUGAACACGCGACUGAGAAAGCUUGAUGCCGACGAUGGUCGCUACGAUGCACUGGUACUGGCUGCAGCAGGCAUGGAGCGUCUUGGCUGGCAUGAUCGUGUGACAGCAAGGUUCGCUCCCGAGGAGAUGCUGUACGCGACUGGUCAAGGUGCUCUGGCAAUUGAGGUGCGGCAGGCCGAUACCACCGUUCUGCCUUUAGUGGAGGCGUUGAUGGACAGAACAACUCUCCUGGAAUGCUUGGCCGAGCGUUCGUUCCUGAAGACGCUGGGUGGAGGGUGCAGCGUUCCUAUCGGUGUGAGCUGUCAGGUGGCGUCGCAUGGCAACGGCAAGGAGUCUCUCACCAUGACGGGAACAGUGUUUUCUUUGGACGGAUCCCGGUCGGUGGCGGACACUCGCACUGCGGAGUGGUCUGCAGAGAGUGGAGGUGGAGAUGAAACACUCCGCGCUGUAAUCACCGGCGUUCACGUCCCCGGCAAGUGGCAGCACGCGGCAAACCAGGUAGCUGCGCUCGGGGAGAGAAUAGCCAAUUCACUUCUGGAGCGCAAUGCCGGCCCACUGCUCGAGGAAGCGCGUAGUGCCAUUGCAGCCAGCGUAGCUAACCCAUGAACUCCGUCAGAAGCCGCCUAACAAUAGCAAUCCGCCUGUCCGUGCAAAACUUUCAACACUCUGUCGUUUCUAUCUGCCCUCCAGAAUUAUUUCCAGGGCCACUCUGGCCAUAACAUUUUAACCAUGUUGCAUGUGACACCAUGCACAAUGUGCUCGUGGCACCUCCAAGGUACUCUCUUUGCAAACUGGAGUUGGGGAUAUUGAGUCGACACCGUUACGCCGCAUCCUCACUGUUAUUUGGAUUAAUUUGUAAAUCAAUGUCUGCAGUAUGGCCCAUCGAAAGGAGUAUGCUGAGUUAUAGACAAAGCUUGUCGAGGGAAAGACACGAGUGGCGCUCACACCAUUUUCUGUGCACACCGUCCGACUUAUUUUUCGCAGCUAUCAUCUCUUGAUUGCACCGUUUUCUCUCAUAUUCUCAUGUCAAAAUGAUCAGAGCGUGAUAUGUUCGCCUUGAUCUUCAGGUCUUUGGAUUGUUCAUUGCUGGCAUGACAGCACAAAGUACUGGUAGAGCUGGUUAGUGUCUUGUCUUUGUAGAACAUGGCCUUUAAUUUAAACUGAGUGUCCUGUUGGUAAUGAUACCGUAUGCACAAGUAUCAUACUGUAGCUACACUGUACAUGUAUACUCUGAUUGAACGGUCGUGCAAUCAGACCUGUGCAUAUUAUGCAUGUAUUAUGUUUAGUUGUCCGGUUGGAUGUUUCCGGUUUGUGUCCAGUUCACCGUUGUAUCCCGUGUGCGAACUGGUCCUCAAACGUCUUCGCAUCUUCACGAUA
Messenger RNA from Sycon ciliatum, 2089 nucleotides. RefSeq names its product porphobilinogen deaminase-like. Gene Ontology annotation, biological process: heme biosynthetic process. The transcript has a single exon. Gene Ontology annotation, cellular component: cytoplasm. The record is from RefSeq and is a predicted model, not a curated record. Gene Ontology annotation, molecular function: hydroxymethylbilane synthase activity. Lineage: Eukaryota; Metazoa; Porifera; Calcarea; Leucosolenida; Sycettidae. Bases 233 to 1318 code for a protein of 361 amino acids.